AUGGAAAAUAGCUUCCGCUCGACCGUGCUCCAGCGGCCUCACCGCGGCGCAGACGACGACGAACGCGACGGGAAGCCCCUGCAGCACCAUCACCAGCAUCAGCAUCAGCAUCAGCAUCAGCACCACCACCAGCUGCGCGACAUGAGGAGCCCGAGCCCGACGCGUGGCAAGGCCGAAGCCGAUGCAGGCGCUGCCGCCGACGCCGCCAUCGUCGCUCCCUCCCGCCGAGAGCACUCGCACUCGCACUCGGCCUUCCACCUGCGAUCGCCCACCCGCACGCACGCCGAGUACAAGGCCGCUCCCGCUCCCUACCCUUCGCCCGGCAGCAAUGCGAACAGCACGGCCAAGGCGGCCAAGGCCAACUCCGACGCCGCCGACGCCGAAGCCCGCGGGGGCUCGCAUCCUCCAUCGCCCUCGCGACGCGGCAGCCAUAAACACCACUCCGCCAGCCCGUACCUGUCCUCGUCGAAAUCGACACCUGCCGGUGCUGCCCGUUCGCUGCCGCCGCUGCCGUCGGCGGCCGGUCCUGGCCUCGCCUCGACGACACCAUCCUCGGUGAGCAACCAUCACCAACCGCCGGCGCCCGACUCGCCUCGUCGCGGCCACGGUGCCGGCUACUAUCCCGCACCUCCCGCAUCCUCCUCCUCGUCGACCAAGCCGGCCUCGGGAAGCUUCUACGAUCCCACGACCGACACGACCAAGGAACGCCGCGUCUCAGAUGCUGCUGGCUGGGCCGCCACGCCAAAGGCAACACAGCACCGUACACCACCACAAACCUACCCAUCUAACCUUGCCUUUCACUUUCGCCCCUUUCCACACCCACCUCAGCCCAUCCAACAUCAUCACCGCGAGAAUCCAUCCUCGCCCACUCCUCCCCCUUCUCCAGCGCCGUCUCCUUCUCUCCUUUCUCCCUUCUCUCCUUCCCGCCUGUCCACCCUCCCCUCUUCCCUCCGUCCCGUUCACCAUGACUGCACGUACUCUGGAAGGCCACAGCUCUCUAACCUGAAACGUUGGCAUCAGGCUCGCGAUCCCUAUCCGUCGUACUCGCAACCCGCCACAGAGAAGCAUCAGUCGUCGUACCUAAACGGCUCCUACUCGUCGCCUGGGGCCUCGUCCUACAAUCGAUCUCGCAGCCCGCUCUCCCACGCUCACCCCACCGCCCUGCCGGCCGGCUCCCGCAGUCCCCCGGGUCGGCAGGCUCAGAUGGCUUCGCCGUCGUCGAGGCAUGCCCCCCCGGCGACCCCCAACGGCUCGGCAGCUCCUGCUGUCGUCAAGUCGGAGCCAGCCGCCGCCUCGCCUCCAAAGGCCGCUUCGGCGUCGAAAAAUGUGAGUGAGACCGAGCCUUGCUCUCACACGCUUGCCGUGCCGUGCCGUACGCUGACGGACAAGCAGACGGCCAACCGUGCCGAUCCAAUGUCCUUCUCCAAUAUUCUUUCCAGCUCCGAACCCGUAGCGAAGCCCGUCGAUCGACCGAGCGCCGUCGAAACUCCCAAGCCGCCGCCUGAGCCCGUGCCCGAAUCCAACCCCGAACCCAAGAAGCACGAGUCCAAGAAGCACGAGUCCAAGAAGCACGAGGCCAAGAAGCACGAGGCCAAGAAGCACGAGUCCAAGAAGCACGAGGCUAAAAAGCACGAGUCCAAAAAGCAUGGGCCCAAGCACGGGCCCAAGCACGAGCCGGAACGUGAUGUCGACAUGGACACCGAAGUGGAAAAGGAUGCCGAGACGGAGCACGAGUCGACGGCGCCUACGGCGAAGCGGAGCGAGAUCGUGGUCAAGAAAAAGCCCGCGCGCCGUUCCACCAAGGGCCGCGCCUCAGACAUCCGGGAUGCCGAAGUGCCCAAGAGCAAACGGAGGUCGUCGUUGAAGAAGGAAUCGCCCGCCCCUCGCCCCUCGGCCAAGCGUCAGGCCAACGGGCAGCCGAAGCCCCGCACCUGGUCGAGCGAGAUGGAGAAGAAGAUCCAGAACGCCGAGCUGCAGAUCGACAACGAGGUCGCCAAGCUCGACGCCACCGAAUUCGACGAGGAUGCCUACCGGGACCGCGCCAGCAAGCGCCGACGCCUCAUGGCCGACCGGGACGCCGAGCAAGCCCGCCUGCGCCUCGACGACUACGUCGUGACGGCCGGCAAGAAGCUCAUGGGCCACGCCGAGCUCGGCAAGCGCCGGUACGAUGACGUGUUCUACGACGAGGCCCUCAACGAAGUCCGCGACCAGGAGCUCCACGCCGAGAAGGAGCGCAAGAAGGACAUGCAGCGCAAGCGCCGUCGCGAAAAAUCCAUGGCCGUCACCAUCGAGCAGAAGGAGGCGGCCCUGGCCCGCGCCGAGGCGGCCGAGGACGAGGCCGAACGCCAGAAGCACCUCCGCGACGCCGCCCGUGCCGACAAGAAGGCGGAGCAGACCAAGAUGAUUCUCGAAAAGGGCAUCAAGGGCCCGGCCCGGAACAUCGACCUCAACAUGGACGGCGGGAACCUGUCCAGCUUCCUGGCCUCGGACGCCGACACGCCCCGGGCCAAGAGCAAGAAGGGAUCCCGGCCCAAGAAGUCCAAGGAGCAGAAGCUGGCGGAGAAGGCCUCGGCCGAGGCCGCCCAGGCCCUCCUCGAUGCCGGCAAGGAGCUUCCGGCCAAGGAGGAGGCCAAGGUGCGCAUCAAGAUCAAGGGUCGAUCCAAGGACAAGUCCAAGGACAAGGAGAAAAAGAAGGCCGACGCCGACGGCGCCGACGGCGCCAAGAAGGAUCCCGAGCAGGAGAAGAAGGACGAGGCGGCCGAGCUCGAGAAGAAGUUCACGAGCAAGGGCUACAAUCAGAUUUACGAGCAGAUCUGGCGCGACAUGGCCCGCAAGGACGUCAACAAGACCUUCAAGCUCGCCGUCGACUCGUACGCCACCAAGAGCUCGAACCUCAAGAAGACGGCCAUCCUGGCGUCCAAGGAGGCCAAGCGCUGGCAGCUCCGCACCAACAAGGGCACCAAGGACCUGCAGGCCCGCGCCAAGCGUGUCAUGCGUGACAUGAUGGGCUUCUGGAAGCGCAACGAGCGCGAGGAACGCGACCUGCGCAAGGCCGCCGAGAAGCAGGAGAUCGAGAACGCGCGCCGCGAGGAUGCCGAACGCGAGGCCGCCCGCCAGAAGAGAAAGCUCAACUUCCUCAUCUCCCAGACCGAGCUCUACUCCCACUUCAUCGGCAAGAAGAUCAAGACCGACGAGGUCGAGCGGAGCACCGACCACCCGGACGUGGCCAAGGAGAGCCACGAAGUGCGGCCGACGUCGACGCUCGACAUCGCCGAACCCGAGGCCGCCGCCGCCGCCGCCGCCGCCGCCACCGUCACCGACUUCGAGAACCUCGACUUCGACAACGAGGACGAGACGCAGCUCCGCGCCGCCGCCAUGGCCAACGCCCAGAGCGCCAUCGCCGAGGCCCAGAAGAAGGCGCGCGACUUCAACAACCAGGGCCUCGACAUGGACGAGGAGGGCGAGAUGAACUUCCAGAACCCCACGGGCCUCGGCGACGUCGACAUCGAGCAGCCCAAGCUCAUCAACGCCCAGCUCAAGGAGUAUCAGCUCAAGGGGCUCAACUGGCUCGUCAACCUGUACGAGCAGGGCAUCAACGGCAUCCUCGCCGACGAGAUGGGUCUUGGCAAGACGGUCCAGUCCAUCUCCGUCAUGGCCUACCUGGCCGAGAAGCACGACAUCUGGGGCCCCUUCCUCGUCGUCGCCCCCGCCUCGACCCUCCACAACUGGCAACAGGAGAUUGCCAAGUUCGUGCCCGAGUUCAAGAUCCUGCCCUACUGGGGCAGCGCCGGCGACCGCAAGGUGCUUCGCAAGUUCUGGGACCGCAAGCACUCGACGUACCGCAAGGAUGCCGCCUUUCACGUCUGUGUCACCUCCUACCAGCUUGUCGUGUCCGACGUCGCCUACUUCCAGAAGAUGCGCUGGCAGUACAUGAUCCUCGACGAGGCGCAGGCCAUCAAGAGCUCCUCCAGCUCGCGCUGGAAGUCCCUACUCGGCUUCCACUGCCGAAACAGGCUGCUCCUCACCGGUACGCCCAUCCAGAACAAUAUGCAGGAGCUCUGGGCGCUGCUCCACUUCAUCAUGCCCUCCCUCUUCGACUCGCACGACGAGUUCAGCGAAUGGUUCUCCAAGGACAUCGAGUCCCACGCGCAGAGCAACACCAAGCUGAACGAGGACCAGCUCAAGCGCCUGCACAUGAUCCUCAAGCCCUUCAUGCUUCGUCGCGUGAAGAAGCACGUCCAGAAGGAGCUCGGCGACAAGAUCGAGCUGGACGUCUUCUGCGACCUCACCUACCGCCAGCGUGCCUACUACAGGAACCUGCGGAACCAGAUCAACAUCAUGGAUCUCGUCGAGAAGGCGACCAUGGGCGACGAUCAGGACUCGGGCACCCUCAUGAACCUCGUCAUGCAGUUCCGCAAAGUCUGCAACCACCCCGACCUCUUCGAGCGCGCCGAGGUGACGUCGCCCUUCUCGUGCGGCCACUUUGCGGAAACGGCCUCGUUUGUGCGCGAGGGGACGAGCGUCAACGUCGGCUACUCCACCCGCAGCCUCAUCAGCUACGAGCUGCCGUCGCUGGUCUGGACCCGAGGGGGGCGGCUCUUCAAGGCGAGCGAGGACAACCGGACGGCUGGUUGGCGAAACAAAGCGCUCGGCCACCUGAUGAACAUUUGGGCGCCCGACAACGCGCGCGAGAGCACCGAAGGUGCCGACGCCUUCUCAUGGCUCCGCUUCGCCGACACGUCGCUCGGCGAGGUCUGCAAAGCGGCCCACGGCGACCUAUUUUCGCGCGCCGUCACCGAGCUGCGAUCGCGCGACAGGUUGGCACACUUGCCGGUAGCCUACGACGAGGCCGAAGGCGACGCCUUCACGCCCGUCCACGCCCUCUUCCAGAUCCGCGCUCGCGAGAACCGCCAAGCGCUCACCGACGCGACGAGCGAGGGCAUCCUCGGCCGGCUCAUGAACGUCUCCCGACAGGCGUACUUUGACUCCGGCCUGGGCCGUCUCGAGAUGGCGGGAAGACCGCGAGCGUCGGCGCCCCCAAUCCACGUCUCCUGCAGCAGCCCGAGCGCCGUGGCCGAGCGUCAGGAUGUCCUGUUCAACCUCGGCAUCCGCAAGGCGCUCUACGGCUCGGAUGCGCACGAGGAGAAGCUGUUUAUCGAAAGGAAGCUCCCGCUCAGCCUGCGACCGACCGACAGCCUGCUGCCGAAGCCCGACGGAGAGAAGAAGCGGUUCACGAACAUUGCCGUCCCGUCGAUGCGCCGCUUCGUCACGGACAGCGGCAAGCUGGCCCAGCUCGACGAGCUGCUGUUCAAGCUCAAGAACGAGGGCCAUCGCGUGCUCCUGUACUUCCAGAUGACGCGAAUGAUCGACAUGAUGGAGGAGUACCUCACCUACCGCAACUACAAGUACUGCCGCCUCGACGGUUCCACCAAGCUCGAGGACAGGCGUGACACGGUGCACGAUUUCCAGACCCGACCCGACAUCUUCAUCUUCCUCCUCUCCACCCGCGCUGGUGGUCUAGGCAUCAACCUCACGUCGGCCGACACCGUCAUUUUCUACGAUUCCGACUGGAACCCGACGAUCGACUCGCAAGCCAUGGAUCGUGCCCACAGACUCGGCCAGACACGGCAGGUGACCGUCUACCGCCUCAUCACCCGCGGCACCAUCGAGGAGCGAAUCCGCAAGCGUGCCCUGCAGAAGGAGGAGGUCCAACGAGUCGUCAUCCAGGGCGGCGGCGCGAGCGUCGACUUCUCCGGCCGUCGCGGUCCGGAGAACCGCAACCGCGACAUCGCCAUGUGGCUGGCCGACGACGAGCAGGCGGAGAUGAUUGAGCGCCGGGAGAAGGAACUGCUCGCGUCGGGCGAGCUGGACAAGCAGAAGAAGCGGGGCGGCAAGCGCAAGAAGGCCGAGGGAACGGCCAGCCUGGACGACCUCUACCACGAGGGCGAGGGCAACUUUGACGACGGCAGCAAAGCGGCUGCGUCGGGCACGGCGACGCCUGCCGAGAGCGACAUCAAGGGCAAGCGAGGCAGGGCCAAGGGUGGAAAGAGAGCCAAGACGACGAAGCAGCGUCUGGCCAUUGCCGACGGCAUGGUCGAUUUCUAG
Messenger RNA from Drechmeria coniospora, 6105 nucleotides. RefSeq names its product putative DNA helicase ino-80. The record is from RefSeq and is a predicted model, not a curated record. Gene Ontology annotation, molecular function: DNA binding; ATP binding; histone binding. Lineage: Eukaryota; Fungi; Ascomycota; Sordariomycetes; Hypocreales; Ophiocordycipitaceae. Gene Ontology annotation, biological process: DNA-templated transcription; DNA repair; chromatin remodeling. Gene Ontology annotation, cellular component: Ino80 complex; nucleus. The coding region runs from base 1 to 6105 and encodes 2034 amino acids. The transcript is spliced from 3 exons.